This is a messenger RNA of Penicillium daleae, 1539 nucleotides long. RefSeq lists its product as uncharacterized. The record is from RefSeq and is a predicted model, not a curated record. Lineage: Eukaryota; Fungi; Ascomycota; Eurotiomycetes; Eurotiales; Aspergillaceae. Bases 1 to 1539 code for a protein of 512 amino acids. The transcript has 5 exons.
AUGGUUUACAAUAAGCCCAGCACAUCUAGUGGUGGCAUGAAGCGCUCAGCUUCGGCCCUUCACGAAGGCGCACCUGGGUGGGAUAUUGCUCCUCCCAUGAUGACACCAGCGCCCUCCGUACCUUUCCGUAUGCCCUUCGCGCAUUAUGCUCUGAUCUAUCUCGAUAAUGAGGGCAAGCUCAAGGUCGACGAGUCUGCCUCCAUCCAAGAACAAAAUUCUACCAUUUUCACUCCAGAGGUUCGCCAGAAUUUCCUUGAGAUCCUCGGAGAACGUAUUGGUUUCCACCAGCCUAUCCGCCGUACAUUGGAUGCUUCUCCUCGCCGUGUUCGCCGUCGUCGCGGUAACGCGCCAGUCUCUGACGACCGUCUGGCCGAUGCUGGCUCUGACAGCGACGAUUGCGCUCCUAAUGGCUCUAACGAGAUGGUUCCCCUCCGUAUUGGGGACACCCCUAAGGUUUUGGCGUACUACGAAGGAGCCCUGAAGCACUUCCAACAACUCAACUGCCGCAUGGUCGCCAAGGCUUUUAUUAAGUUCAUCGAGCCCCGCAAACAGGUUCGACACCCAUACAAUGGUGGCAAACCCCCAGCAGGCUCUGCUCCCGGCACCACCGGCGAUCCUGAGAAGACCAAGCCUGAGUGGUGGCCCCCGGGUGUUAUGCACAAGGAGCCUGACCACCUGCGCAAAGAGUACCGUAUUGAGCUUCUGCUUCAUAUCAUUCGCAAACUUGGCAGCCAUAACAUUACUGCCGACAAGCUGAAAGAAGUCGCUGGCGACACUAAGCGCAGUCUAAAGCAUCCCUCGCAUGUUGACAUCAUCUACGAGAUCCUGCGCGUGCGCAAGAUGGAGGAGCGCCUUGAGCGGGGCGAGGUUGAUGCUAGCAUGGUUGUCUACGUGAUGAACCGAGGACCUAGUCCCAAGGGCGAUGACGAGGAGGAAUCCAACGAACCCACUCAUGUUCCUGUUCCUAAUGUGGAAGCUGCCGAACCCAUUGAAGAAGGCCUUCUUACUCCAACCUCCUCGAUCGAGCAAACUGCACCCUUGACCACGCCCAUUGAUGCGAUGACUAUGGGGCCGACCCGGUCCCUUUCAACCAGCUUUUCAGUCCCUCACCCUCUCAGCUUUGAUGGGCACCGGCAAGACCGGCCUUAUUACGCCACGCCUCCAAACUACACAGACUCCUUCUCACAGCCGAUGCUGAAUACCCCGGUCACCGCCGAGAUGAUCAGCCCGCAUGAUGUCUCCGUUUUCGACUAUCCAACCUCCCACCCCUUCCAGACAUCAACCCCAGACCAGAAAUACGAUGCCUGGGCACCUACCUUCCGCCAGACACUGUUCAGCCCAGUGGACUACAACGCUCCGUCCGUAACACACGGCCUCCCUGAGCCGUCAAUGGCUUACCACCUGCCCAUGGCAUCGCCUGCCCAGCUCCACGAAAUGUCCCACACGUCGCCAUUGGACUCGAUGAGCCAACGAGCACUGCCUUUCCGCACUGGCUCCCUCGGUCACCCGCAUGAAUUGCCUCUCUCUCACACUGCCUAA